AUGUCGAGUAUCAUGCACGGACUACCCGUUUGCCUGCUCUUGUUGAGUACUGUGGUCGUUGGGAGUGCGGUAAGUGCUUGUUUUGUACUUGAUUGUACUCAAUUUGGCUGUGGAAUAUUAUAGAGUGGGGGGGGAGAAGACAGAACUUUAAAGACUAUUUAGUACAGUACUAGAGGUGCUAUAUAUUACUAGUACUAUACCUGUACUUAAAGUACUAUCUAGUACUAGUACUAUAACAGUAUUAAAAGCACUAUAUCGCACUAGUACUAUACUCGUACUAGAAGUACUAUAUAGUACUAGUAUUAACCCGAAAAAAAAAUUUUAAACCCUGUUAUAUAUAUAUGUUACUGUAGUGUUGCCAAAUCAAAAUUGAAGUUUUUUAGUACUAACCUUAAAGUUACUGUAGUACCACCGUAACAAAAAAUUUUAAAAGUUACAGUAGUACUGCAGUACUAACCUUAAAAUCUCGGUAUUAGAUACUGCUAUGGAUCUACCAUAGUACUAAAAAGAUUUACAUACAAUAGUACUAUAUCUUAAAGUACAGUAAACCUACAGUAACCUCAAACUUUAAAAUUUUUUAAAAAUUUUAGUACUGUGAACUGUAGCAUACUGUAUUUUCAAAGUCUUUUACAAGGAACCCAAAACUUUAUUUCCAGUUUAGACAAAAGCUUUAUAAAAUUAGUUGAAAAAGAAUUAAAAUACGAAAUUUAAUUAAAAGCGUUUAAUUUUUGGUACUAAAACGUGCUUACACUUUACUUUUUUUAACUCAAUUAGGCUUAAUUUCGCUUUAUGAUCCAACAUAAAAAGUACAAGGGCUUUCGAAAGUAUGACACUUCUGCGAAUUACCAAAAGUAAAUGCGAAAAAUGGCAAGAACUUUUUUUACAAACUUUAAAAUUACAAGAACUUUCUUUACAAAACAAAAAAUAGCAAAAAAUUUCUUUACAAGACAGAAAACGGCAAGAACUUUCUUUACAACACAAAAAAUGGCAAUAACUUUUUUUACAAACUUUAAACUUACAAGAACUUUCUUUACAAUACAAAAAAUGGCAAUAACUUUCUUUACAAAUCAAAAAAUGGCAAGAACUUUCUUUACAAAGCAUAAAAUGGCAAGAAUUUUCUUUACAAAGCAUAAAAUGGCAAGAACUUUCUUGACAAAACAAAAAAUGGCAACAACUAAUUUAAUAUUCAAAAAAUUUCUAGUUCGCCCUCCCCCGCCAUCGCAAUUUGUUGUUGUCGCCCUUCAAAGAGCAAUACUUUUCGACAGUCGGCGAGCCGGUAAUACAGCCCGUCAUUGAGUCGGCCGAGAACGAGAAGGAGCCCAUCGUCAGCAAAUUCAUCUAUCAACAAGUUAUGGCCGCGGUUCGGGACGCGAUCAAGGACAAGGAUCAACAGGGCAUUGUAAGUUUAGAAGAGGGUGGGUAUGGGAAAUUGAGGUGGGGGUAGGGGACGAUAUGGUACAGUAGUGUAAGGUAGGGAAACGAAACCAGGGCAGAGUAUAUUAGAGAAGGGUAGGGUAUAAUAGGGCAGAACAAGGUAGGGUAGGGUAGAGUAGGGCAGGGAAUAGUAGAGAAAGGUAAAGUAUAGUAAGAUAAAGUAAGCUAGGGUAUGAAAAUGUAAAUUAAGGUAGGUUAGAGUAGAUAAGGCAGAGUAGAGUAAAGUAGAGAAAGAUAAGGAAUAAUAGGGUAUUAUGAGGUAGGGUAGGGUAGAGUAAGAUAGGUCAGAGUAGGGGAAGGCAAGGUAGAGCAAAGUAAAGUAGUGUAGGAUACGGUACAGAUGUUUCCUACCGUAUUAUUCCUUAACUUACCCUACCGUAUCUUACCCACUUUUACUACCAUAUGCUAUAAAAACUUAAACUAAAACAAUGAUUUAUAGUACUAAACAGUAACAAUCUUUGCACAAUACAAAAAUAUAGUAUACCUAUCCUAACUUACAUUUUUCAGAACGCCCACACCUUCCCAUUGUACCCAAAACCCUCCAAACGACAACGUUAUCAACAACACUUUGACGUGUUGGCUGGUGGUGGGUUGGGCCGGUAA
Bursaphelenchus okinawaensis is the source of this 2037-nucleotide messenger RNA. The record is from the annotation of a GenBank genome assembly. Lineage: Eukaryota; Metazoa; Nematoda; Chromadorea; Rhabditida; Aphelenchoididae.